AUGGCCAAGGGCCAGAAGCGCCACCGAAUGGCCGACGAGCGCGACGGCAAGAAGUUGCCCAACCGGAAUGCCGACCCCUCCGCGCCGUCUGCGGCGGCGGGCUCCAAGUCGCGCGUGCUGCCGCAGAUCGCGCGGCUCCGGCAGUACCAGCGGAUUGCGUCCGAGCAGGGCAUCCCGUUCUGCGUCGCUGAGCACCAGGCAACGGCGAUGAUGCGAGAGGCGUGCAUUACUGCUGGCCCAUCAUCGCCUGGGCAUUGCACCUGCAACCUCAUGAAGGGGGCCAGGCGGAUCCGCGGCUAUGUCGAGGCUUGCCGCCACAUCGCGACGCACCGCGGCGGGCACGACUACGGCCGGUACCCGCACCGUUUUCGCAACAAUACCUCGAAGCGCUCUCGCUCGAGCUACGUGACGGCCUCGUCCACCCACUCCAAGACGCAUGCCCUCUCCAACGAGUCGUUCAACGCCAUCACGGCCCGCCCCUGCCACUAUUGUGGCAAGGAGAGCGACCCGCCCCGACACCACAACGGUCUCGAUCGGCUCGACUCCUCGCUGCGCGUGUACACCGAAGAGAGCGUCGUCUCGUGCUGCGGCGACUGCAACGUGAUGAAGUACACCUACUCCGAGGCCGACUUCCUCGCGCACGUCCAGCGCGUCGCCGACGCGAACACCGGCCAGAACAGCGACGAGGAGGAGGCAGGCGUGGGCGAGCAGGCCCUGGAGCAGCCCGGGGGCGAGCCUGCGCCGAAUCCAUUCGCCGCGUUUGAGUUCGGCGGGGCAAAGUGA
Emiliania huxleyi CCMP1516 is the source of this 783-nucleotide messenger RNA. RefSeq lists its product as hypothetical. Bases 1 to 783 code for a protein of 260 amino acids. The transcript is spliced from 4 exons. NCBI's taxonomy places the organism in Eukaryota, Haptophyta, Isochrysidales, Noelaerhabdaceae. The record is from RefSeq and is a predicted model, not a curated record.